Fonsecaea multimorphosa CBS 102226 is the source of this 1455-nucleotide messenger RNA. RefSeq lists its product as uncharacterized. The record is from RefSeq and is a predicted model, not a curated record. Gene Ontology annotation, biological process: transmembrane transport. Gene Ontology annotation, molecular function: transmembrane transporter activity. Lineage: Eukaryota; Fungi; Ascomycota; Eurotiomycetes; Chaetothyriales; Herpotrichiellaceae. The coding region runs from base 1 to 1455 and encodes 484 amino acids. The transcript has a single exon.
AUGUCUCAAACCGACCCCAUAACACAGAUUAGCUCCUCGGAGCCUUACACAAUCUUUACAAUCCCACAAAAAGCUCUCAUUGUCACGAUUGUCUCGUUCGCGGCCACGCUUUCCGGCUUCGCAUCGAACAUCUACUUUCCCGCUCUUCCUCAGGUCGCCAACGACCUCUCAGUCACUACCAGCCUCGUAAACCUCACUGUGACAUGCUAUUUGAUAUUUCAAGGCCUGUCGCCCACUCUCUGGGGCUCCUUGUCCGAUACUAAAGGCCGCCGCAUUACCUACAUGUGCACUCUCGUCAUAUUUCUUGGAGCGUGUAUAGGGCUUGCAGAGACGCGAAGCUACGCGCAACUGUUGGUCCUUCGUUGUGUCCAAAGCACCGGGAGUGCAAGCACUAUUGCAUUGGGUGCAGGAGUCAUUGGGGACAUUACGAAAAGAGAAGAGAGAGGUGGAUAUAUGGGUAUCUUCCAAGGUGGACUUUUGAUGCCUGUCGCUAUCGGCCCGGUGAUUGGUGGUGUUUUGGCGGACAAAAUGGGUUGGAGAUCAGUAUUCUGGUUUCUGACGAUAUACGGCGGAGUCUGUGUCCUCGUCAUUGUGCUGAUCCUGCCUGAGACACUGAGGUCGAUGGUGGGAAACGGAUCGGAAGAACCAAAGAGAUAUGCACUGUCCCCUCUGGCACUCUAUCAGAGAAGGAAGCAUUUCAGGCAAAACAUUGCCAGGGCAGAAGAUGAGAAACCAGCGCCGAAACGAAUUGACUUUUUGGGUCCAGCAAAGAUCCUAUUGCAUAUAAAAACCUUUUGCGCGAUAUUCUACGUCGCUCUCCACUAUACAGUGUGGCAAAUGGUUCUCACCGCUGUUUCCACGCUCGUCCAACACAACUACAACACAUCAGAAAUCCAAGUUGGUCUAAUCUUCCUCGCCAAUGGCGCAGGAUCCAUUAUCGGAACCAUUCUGGUCGGCAGAUUCCUCGACUAUGACUAUAAGAGGAUUCUACGCAAAUAUGAUGGCGAUGAACAGCGCGUUCCGAUUGAAAAGGCCCGGCUGAGGACUGUCUGGAUCUGGAGUGCACUCGAAUGUGUCUCCGUGCUGGUUUUUGGGUGGACCGUCGACCAACGUGUCCACAUCUCUGUGCCCAUUAUCUGCUUUUUUGUCCUCGGGUGGGCCGCCAUUUCACUCCAAAGUGUCAUCUCGACCUACCUUGUCGACAUCCAUCAUACCCAGAGUGCUUCCGCGACAGCUUCUCUAAACCUGGUCCGCUGUUUGUUGGGAGCGGGUGGAACUGCUGUAAUUGGGCCUCUGGUCAACAGUAUUCAUGUUGGAUGGACUUUUACGUUAUUGACUGGUGUCUUGCUGAUACUGGGAGGCCUUGUCCUGUUCCAAAUCAUGUUUGGCAAAGCCUGGAAGCCGAAACUUGAGCAGAAUACACCGGCUGAGAUGGAAGACCAGAGGCGUGUCUAG